Messenger RNA from Microthlaspi erraticum, 2016 nucleotides. The record is from the annotation of a GenBank genome assembly. Lineage: Eukaryota; Viridiplantae; Streptophyta; Magnoliopsida; Brassicales; Brassicaceae.
AUGGCGGAAACCGAGAGACCCCACCGUUCUUCAAGUAUUAACAGCAGCAACAACGCCACAGCGAAUGCUUCUUCAACCGAUCUAUUCAUUUGUUUCACGUCUCGUUUCUCUUCUUCUUCCUCCAUGCGUCUCUCUUCCCUCAGCCCAGCUCGCUCCGCCUGUCUCACCACUUCUCUCAGCCGCCGUCUCCGCACGAGCGGCAGCUUGAAGAACGCUUCAGCCGGAGUUCUAAACUCUCCGAUGUUCGGAGCUAAUGGACGGAAGAGAUCUGGAUCUGGUUUCGAGAACAACAACAACAACAUCGAGCCGUCGUCUCCGAAGGUGACGUGUAUCGGCCAGGUUAGGGUGAAGACUAGGAAGCAUGUGAAGAAGAAGAUGAGAGCGAGAUCUAGGAGGAAAAGCGGCGAGACGAGUUUCAGAAGAUCCUCGAGCGACCAAACCGACGGAGGAGGAGGAGGUUGCCGUUUCGAUGCGAGCGAGAAUCGUUGGGUGCAUCUUCCGGUGACUAUCUGUGAGUCGUUGAGAUCGUUUGGCUCCGAGCUUAACUGCUUCUUCCCGUGUAGAUCCUCGUGUACGGAGAACAGCCAUCACAACAGAGAUCGAGAUGGGAGGCGAGUCGAGAGUAACGACGACGGAUGCGGCGGCGGAAACGGAAAUUCGUGCGGCGCGGUGUUCACGCGGUGGUUUGUGGCGGUGGAGGAGACGAACGGAGGGAAGAGAAGGGAGAUUGAGCUUGUGGUGGGUGGAGAAGACGACGCGGAGGAGGAUAGGAGGAGGAGACACGUGUUCGAGGGGCUCGAUUUGAGCGAGAUUGAGAUGAAGCCGGAGAAGAAAGAGAGAGAAGAUGUUGGACGGAUCGGGAUUUGUUCUCCGCCGAAGAACGCUUUGCUUUUGAUGCGGUGUAGAUCUGAUCCGGUUAAGGUGGCGGCGCUAGCUAACCGGGUUCGAGAAAGGCAGAUGUCACUCAACGAUGGCGCACUUGGUCGAGACGAGACGGAGGAAGAUGAGGAGAGAAGGUCUGAGCUGGAAAUUGAAGAUAAGAAGCGGAUCGAGUUGUGCGAGAAAUGGAUUUCCGGCGAGACUACCGUCGAGAGAGAGAUUGUAGUUCCGGUUCCAAUUGCAGAAGCCGAAGCUCCUUUGGCAUCAAAUUUAGCUAGAAAGGAAGAAAAAGUCGAAGAUCUAGAAGAUUCGGCCAUGGAAUUAGCAGAAGAAGAAGAAGAGGAAGAAGAAGCAUCGAAAAUCCUGGAGGUAGAUUCGUUUGAGGAAGAAAUUGAGUCCACAAUCAUUAAAAGCAUCGAAGACGAUAUCAGAAACGCCAUAGAAGAAGAGGAGCGUAUGGCAGAGAUGGAAGAAUUAGCGGCGGUGGUUAAACCGGAAGAAGAAGAAGAAAGCAAAGAGGUUGCCUCUGAAACGCCAAACAUGGAAAGAUCCGAAAAAGGAAACAGAGAACCCGACCCGAGUCCGGAAGUGAUGAUGAGAGGGAGUCAACAAGAGGAGAAAGCGAAGACGACGCCGUAUAAGGUGUUACCGGAUUGUCUACUGCUGAUGAUGUGCGAGCCAAAGCUAUCAAUGGAAGUCUCAAAGGAGACUUGGGUCUGCAGUACAGAUUUCGCCAGAUCUUUACCGGGAAGACCUCCGGCGAAGAAGAUGCAAGAACCUGCCGGAGAUCAUCAUCAUCAUCAACCCAAGAAGCGGAUCGUCACAGCCGUUGAAUCCAACGCAUCUUCUCGCCGCCGCUCAAUCGAUAGACCACCGCUUCACCAAGCGCUGUUACAGCCGCCUCGGUCAUCGUGCUCGUACCCAGCAGCUCCACCUAUAAUAAGGCCGGCUGCGGCGGUUGGGGAGCAGAAGGUAGCUAAUAAGGCAUACGAGCCGUCAAUGUUGCCACGUUGCAAAUCGGAGCCGAGGAAGUCAGCGUCAAAGCUUGCGCCGGAAGCUUGUUUCUGGAAAAAUCGGAAGCUGGAGCCGCACCCUCCAGCUACCGUCGGAGUCGGCGGCGCCGGAGUAGGGUUCUAG